Zea mays is the source of this 1422-nucleotide messenger RNA. Its product is annotated as protein COFACTOR ASSEMBLY OF COMPLEX C SUBUNIT B CCB4, chloroplastic. Gene Ontology annotation, cellular component: chloroplast. The transcript is spliced from 8 exons. Bases 172 to 1035 code for a protein of 287 amino acids. The record is from RefSeq and is a predicted model, not a curated record. Gene Ontology annotation, biological process: cytochrome b6f complex assembly. NCBI's taxonomy places the organism in Eukaryota, Viridiplantae, Streptophyta, Magnoliopsida, Poales, Poaceae.
CCAUCGGCCCAUUUGAAAUGAGUCGUCCUGUCCCCCUGGCUCCAGCUGCUGCUCAUCCACCUCGGAGUCUCGGGCUGUCUGCUCCUGUCCUCCGUUCGUCGCCCUGCCAAGUGCCCUGUGCGGCUGGGUGGGCUGCGGCUGCUCCGCGCACGUCCCUCAGGCCUCAGCAGAAUGGAGCUAAGCAGAGCCAUUGUCUGUGCCUCGCUCCGGCAGGUUUACUCCCUCCACGGCCGCUGCGGUCCUCCCACCGGAGCGUUCUUAACGCCGCGAUCGUCUCCUACCGUGGAAGUGCGCCGGUGCUGCAUCAGCAGGGCGCUGCGGCCGCGGCAGCAAGAGUGGGUGGAGGGCUGGGUCCGGCGAAACGACACGCUGGUCCGCGGCCUGCCCAUCCUCGUCGGCGGCGCCUCCCUCGUCGCUGUCCUUCUCAACCGCGCCGUUUCUGGAAUCGCCGCCGUAGCCGACGCCUCCAGUUCGCAGUCGAGGGCCGACAUAUUGACGCUUGCUCUCUCCGUGACUGAUAUUCUUGCCGGACUCGUUUGGUUAUCCAUCCGUCCGAAAUCCAUUUCUCCGGUGGUUCCUAGAGGUGUCGAGUGUAAACGAGUUGGUCCGGGUGUGUCAAGUUCUGCUCUUCAUGAACUACUUUGGACAUGGGAUUCCCUCACUACUGCAACUUGUUGCAAAUCAUUGGUUAUUGUGUAUGGAGGUAAUUGCGCUCUUCAAAUCGGGGUUGCUGCGGGAUCUCCAGAAGAUGGUAAUGCACUUAAUGUGGAUGUACAAAAGUUUACCCAAGGCUCUCUUUACAAAAGUGUCAUGGAAUCCAAGAAACAAUCUUAUCUGGCAAAUCUUGUUUUGUAUCCUGGGAGGUCUGAAUUGCCGUUCUUGCCUGCUAACACACAGGCACUGAUAUUGCAGCCAAUUGGUGAUAAAGGGAUUGCAAUUGUUGGUGGCGACACUAUAAGAGGUUUCACUAAUAUUGAUCAGGCUUGGAUCGCAAUGAUCGCAGACAAGCUGGAUGCCACAUUGUCUAAGUCUUAAAACGCUGGACUGCCUAUUUGAUGCUGGUUCACCAUCUCCCGUCUCCUGAGCACAUCGUCGCCCUACAAAUCCACCCCUUAUGGUUGUAGUGAGUAUCAGCAGCGGAUGUCCGGGCACAGGCAAAUUGCUGAAACCAACUCAUUCGGCAAUCAGAUCCAGCAAGAGUUUUCACAACACUAGUAACCAAUUCUGAACGGCUGACGGUUAGCUGAAGCCUGAAUGUUUGUUAAGUGACAACACAGCCACAGUACAGGCCUACAGGGCUUCAUUACAUCUUCCCAAUUUUUUGGUAUGCACAACCAAAUGUGAAAACGGAUAUUGUACUGUUACAGUAAAUAUGAGUAAACCAGUGUGUGCGGGCAGCAGGUGGCACUUUGAUCGUGAUAA